Eurytemora carolleeae is the source of this 1782-nucleotide messenger RNA. RefSeq names its product transcriptional repressor CTCF. Gene Ontology annotation, molecular function: DNA-binding transcription factor activity, RNA polymerase II-specific; RNA polymerase II transcription regulatory region sequence-specific DNA binding. Lineage: Eukaryota; Metazoa; Arthropoda; Copepoda; Calanoida; Temoridae. Gene Ontology annotation, biological process: regulation of transcription by RNA polymerase II. Gene Ontology annotation, cellular component: nucleus. The record is from RefSeq and is a predicted model, not a curated record.
AGGAAAUGGCAGAAAUUAUGGAUGAAGGCAAUGUUUCCAUUAAAGAAAAAAUCUCCACUGAUGAGGAUUCUUGUUCUGUAAACGUAACGAAAGAAGAUGUAAAAGAUGAAACUUGUGGUAUGGUUGUCAAGAUUGAAGAAGUUUCCCUUUUCCCUCAUCAAAAAAGACUUAAAAUGAGUAAGCUGAGAGAUAAAAGCGGUAAAAGUUAUCCUUGUGGGAAAUGUGAUUAUGUGGCAACUCAGUCAAGUAAUUUAAAGACACAUAUUCGAAGUAAACAUGAAGGAGUGAGAUAUCCAUGUGAUCAGUGUGAAUAUCUUGCUACUAAAGUACAAAGUCUUAAGAAACAUAUUAAAAAUAUUCAUGAAGGAGUAAAAUAUCCGUGUUGCCAGUGUAUGUAUGCUGCAACCGACCCAAGUAUUCUAAGGAAUCAUAUUAAAGCUAAACAUGAAGGAGUGAGAUAUCACUGUGAUCAGUGUGAAUAUGUUGCUACUAGUGUACAGAAUCUGAAGUUACAUGUUGCAUCUAAACAUGAAGGAGUGCGAUAUCCAUGCAAGCAAUGUGAUCACGCUGCCACUACAGUAAGUAAUCUGAAGAUACACAUUGAAAUUAAACAUGAACGAGUUAGAUAUCCCUGUAAUCAGUGUGAAUACGUUGCUACUCAAGGAGGUGUUCUUAAGAUACAUAUUCAAAAUAAACAUGAAGGAGUGAGAUUUCCGUGCAGCCAGUGUAUGUAUACUGCAAGUGAACCAAGUACUCUUAGGAGACAUAUUAAAACUAAACAUGAAGGAGUAAGAUAUCCUUGCGAUCAAUGUGAUUACGCUGCCACUAGAGCAAGAAGUCUGAAAAAACAUAUUGAAUCUAAACAUGAAGGAGUAAGAUAUCCAUGCAAGCAAUGUGAGUAUGCUGCCACUACACCAGGUGAUCUGAAGAUACAUCAUGAAAGUAAACACGAAGGAGUAAGAUAUCUUUGCGAUCAAUGUGAAUACUUUGCCAUUAACGCAAGUAUAUUGAGGACACACAUUAAAUCUAAACAUGAAGGAGUUAGAUAUCCAUGUUCUCAUUGUGAAUACGCUGGCACUAGAGCAAGUGAUCUCAAGAAACACAUUAAAUCUAUACAUGAAGAAGUGCAACUAAUGUGAUUAUGUUGCCACUAAAGCAAGAAUUCUGAUAUGAAAGAAUGAAAUAUCCCUGCGAUCAGUGUGAAUACGUUGCCACCAAAUCCUGUCAGAUAAAACUCACCAAAAAAGAAAACAUGAUAAUUAACAAGGGCUUUGCAUUGUAAACUAUGACUUCUCUUCUAUUGAUAAAUUCUCUCAUUAUUGAAUUAAUCUUUUUUUCUGAGCUGUGAACUUUUGAAUGGUGGAUAUCUGGAUUAAUGCUUGAUCCACACUUUUUCUUAAUCUCGACGCUUGUAUAAAGAAAUCCAAGUUUUCAGCUCUGAUUGCAUUUUUUUGAUAUCAAAACCCAACUGUGUUCACCCGCUCCCCUCAUUAUUCUAUUUUCUUAAGUAAUAUUUUUAUCAUUUUAAAAUUUUUCAGGAAACUUUUUCUCUGACAAAUUUUAUCCUUGAAAAAAUAGAAAUUAAAAAUAUUUUUUUUAAAUUUUAUGAAAUAACAAUUAUCAUGCUAAACUUUUAUGGAAAGAUAUUUGUAUAAUUCUAUAUAAACCUUUUUUUUAAAAAUAUUUUUAUAAAUAUUUUUGACCAAACUGUUUACAACAAUUUUGUUGUCAUUGGAAAUGCAGAACAAAUAAAUCAUGUCUGCAGUGAAUUUUUUUUUUAGA